Aspergillus oryzae RIB40 is the source of this 1191-nucleotide messenger RNA. RefSeq lists its product as uncharacterized. Gene Ontology annotation, molecular function: carbon-sulfur lyase activity; pyridoxal phosphate binding. Gene Ontology annotation, cellular component: cytoplasm. Lineage: Eukaryota; Fungi; Ascomycota; Eurotiomycetes; Eurotiales; Aspergillaceae. Gene Ontology annotation, biological process: transsulfuration. The record is from RefSeq and is a predicted model, not a curated record.
AUGUCCAACGACAGCCUCGCCACCCAGGCACUCCAUGCCGACAAUGGCCUAGACGGCAAGUCAGAUAUCGCUCUGCCAAUCCAUCUCAGCACAACCUUCCGGUACGUCUACAAUACAGACCAGGAUGAAUCUCUGCGCGGACCAGCAGUAUGUCACUCCACGGCAUUUCCUCAUCAACCAUGCACAAACACUAGAGCACGAAUACUAAUAAGUUCAUGGUUUGGAACCUUCUGCUACUCCCGAGACCGCGUCCCAACCCGCACCCGGCUGGAAACAGUCCUCUCAGCACUCAUCCACGGCCCAACACUAACAUACGCCUCCGGUCUAGCCGCCGUACAUGCAUACCUCGUAUUUCUCAAACCGAAACGCAUAGCCAUCGGCGAUGGAUACUACGGCAGCCUUCAGGUAGCAAAUCUACACCAACAGCUAACCGGCUAUCCUGGGCUUCGACCAACUGGACGCUCUCGAAGCAGGGAUGUAAUCCACCUUGAAACACCGAUUAAGCCAACAGGGGAAGCACUGAGUAUCCGACGAUUCGCAGAUGAGGCACACAAACGCGGAGCAUACCUAAUAAUUGACUCUACAUUAAGACCACCAGGUCUCCAGGAUCCGUUUGCGCUGGGCGCAGACAUUAUCAUGCACAGUGGGACGAAGUAUUUCGGUGGUCAUUACGAUCUUCUCUGUGGAACGUUGUCAAUUCAGCCUGCUAGAGAAGAAAGCUGGUUCAAGACUCUACAUGAGCAGCGGACUAUUCUUGGUAGUGUACUCGGGAGCAUGGAGGUGUGGCUUGGAUUGCGGAGUCUUCGGACGUUGGAAUUGCGGGUUCGACGACAGAGCGAGAAUGCUACUGCUUUGGUGCUCUGGCUUUAUGAAUGUUUGAAGAGUGAGUUUGAUUAUGUGGUUAAGAAGAUUGUUGCUGCUUUGCGAGAACGAAUACCUCAUGAGUUUGGGCCGGUGUUUCGUACUGAGAUGAAGACGGAGGAGAUGAGUCGUAGACUAUCGGGAUUGAUGCGUUUGUUUCAACAUGCGACUAAUCUUGGUGGUGUGGAGAGUCAGAUUGAAUGGAGGAGGCUGCUGGAUGUGUCAGCGAAGCCGACUCUUCUUCGGGUUAGUAUUGGGGUGGAAUAUUUGGAGGAUCUGAAGAGAGACUUGUUUCAGGGAUUCGAGGUGUUAAGACAUGAAAUCGGGUAG